This is a messenger RNA of Colletotrichum destructivum, 2485 nucleotides long. RefSeq names its product Putative major facilitator superfamily, MFS transporter superfamily. NCBI's taxonomy places the organism in Eukaryota, Fungi, Ascomycota, Sordariomycetes, Glomerellales, Glomerellaceae. The transcript is spliced from 3 exons. The record is from RefSeq and is a predicted model, not a curated record. Gene Ontology annotation, biological process: transmembrane transport. Gene Ontology annotation, molecular function: transmembrane transporter activity. Gene Ontology annotation, cellular component: membrane. Bases 683 to 2485 code for a protein of 600 amino acids.
CAUUCCUCAAGACGAUCUUCUCAUAUGCAUGGGUUCGCCAUCUCGCAGGUCUCACCCACCGCGACGGAACAUUGCCCGGAAGGCCUCUCCCGGGACGGCCGGCAUGGGUUCAACUCCAAGGGGGAGGGGUAUCUGAACCUCCAAGCCCAUAAGCCGCAAGGGCGGGAGGGGGGACUCGCAACCAUCGACCGUGUGGACUAGCUGGUUUCCCGGGUCGAGGUCCCGCGUGUCUUGAAUCUUCUUGUAGGUGAAAAAAGCAACCCAUCAUCUUUCUUGUUGUCUCGAGGAGAUCUCCAGUGCUCCACCAGAGGAGCCAACUUCGGCUGCGGCCCACAACAACAACAACAACGACCCCCCGGGGGGUUCCUGACGGCGGUGGAGGGCGGGCUAGACUUCUGCUUUGAGAUGGAACUGAGCAAACAUUGCCAGGGAACCAGGGGGGGGGUAGAUGCUCUGCGCAUCCAUCAUCCGCAUCAUCACGGAUACAUAAGCCAAAGUGUUCGCACGAUGUUGAAUGUCAUGAGAACUCGGAAACCAUCGCACUGAGCAGCAUUCCCCAAGAAAGACACGGGUUCAUCUAGCAGGUCACGGUAGUCAUCUUCAUCACCACCACCACCAUCAUCGUCAUCAUCUUCUUAUUCCUCAUCUUCCUUCUCCAAGAACUACAAGCCAGUGACAAAAGAUGAGGCGCAACUCGGAAUACAGGGAGGCAGGUCCUCCCCUGGACCUCUGGGUUCCCAUCACCGAGGAGAAGGACAUUGAGAUCAUCAUCACACACAACAUCGGCGACGAGACAUAUCUGGAGAAGGGCACCCAGCAGACGCAGGCCGUCAUGGGAACAGAGUCGUUCACGUCCACCCAUACCGAUGACGAGUCCAGCAGCGUGAGCAGCGUGAGCAGCGAGCCCGAGAAGCCGGCCAUGUCCAAGGCGCGAAGCAUCGCCCUCGUCACAACAGUCAGCGGCGCAAGCUUCAUGAACACCCUCUCAGUACAGGCCGUCGUCAUCAUCCUCCCGACCAUCGGCCGCGACAUCGGCAUCCCGGAAUCCCGCCUCCAGUGGAUCGUCUCGGCCUACUCCCUCGCCUUCGGCUGCUUCCUCCUCCUCUGGGGCCGCAUCGCCGACAUCUACGACAAGCGCAUCAUCUUCAUUGCCGGCACCGCCUGGCUCGCCGCCACCACCCUCGCCAACCCUUUCAUCCCCAACGAGAUCGCCUUCAACCUGUUCCGCGGCCUGCAGGGCCUCGGCGCCGCCGCCAACGUGCCGACCGCCAUCGGCAUCCUGGGGACGACAUUCCCGCCAGGCAAGACGAAGACGUACGCCUUCGUCGCCUACGGCGCCGGCGUGCCACUCGGGAGCGUCUUUGGCACCAUCCUCUCGGGCUUCAUCGCGCAGUACGCCAGCUGGAAGUGGGUGUUUGGCGUCAUGGCCCUUCUUGCCGGUCUCGUCGCCGUUGCCGGCUGCUUCUUCAUCCCGCCCGUCGCCCCAACAGCGGUGGUAGCAGCGCCGGACAAGGUGAAGGCCCCCGGCGCCAGCAAGUUCAAGUCCGUCGACUGGAUCGGCGGCGGCCUCAUCACCGUCGGCCUCUUCGCGCUGAUGCUGGCCCUGACCGAGGGCAACGUGGUCGGCUGGCGGACGCCCUGGAUCCCCGCCGUCAUCGUCGCGUCCCUUGCCGUCAUCGUCGUCUUCUGGUUCUGGCAGCGCCACCUCGAGUUCAAGACGGACCGGCUGCCCCUGAUGAAGACGUCCAUCUUCCACAGCGGCAAGUUCUGCGCCGCGCUCGCCAUCAUGGGCCUCUUCUUCGCCUCCUUCAACAACUUUCUCAUCUUCGCCACCUACUUCUACCAGGACUACCAGGCCAAGUCCGUCCUCACGACGACCCUGUACUUCCUGCCCACGGGCAUCGGCGGCAUCCUCGUCGCCUGGGCCGCCGCCCUCUUGAUCUCGCGCGUGCCCACCUACAUCCUACUCGUCUGCGGCAACGUCUCCGUCUCCAUCGCCUGUCUCCUCUUCGCGACGCCGAUCCCGACGAGCACGUCCUACUUCGCCUACGGCCUGCCCGCCAUGCUGCUGUCCGUCAUCGGCGCCGACAUGGCGUGGCCCACGCUCAUUCUUUUUGUCUCCAAGGCGCUGCCCCAGGAGGACCAGGCCCUGGGAGGCGCGCUCGUCAACUCGGUUGGCCAGGUCGGUCGGUCCAUCGGCCUCGCCAUCUCCACGGCCGUCCAGACGGCCAUCAUGGCCAAAGCUAGGGGUGUCUCGGUCGAGAACGCGGGCCCCGUGGAGGAGUGGGACCAGCCCUCGUUGGACGGUCUCCGGGCGGCCAACUGGAUGAACUUUGCCCUCGGCAUCACUUCCCUUACCAUUGUCGUAUUAUUCUUCCGCAGCUCAGAGAUUGUGGGGAGGGCCGAGUCGGCGCCAAGGAAGAAGGCGUCGGAUGUUGAAGAAGGGGUCGUGACCCGCAGCGAGAUCAUUAUGGAUAAAGACUAG